AACCCGAAAGCGUUUUGCAAAUCAACAUUGCUGUUUAUGACAGAGAGUUGAGCGGUUUGCGGAAUCAGUUUCAGUGCCGCUGUGUCCGUUCGCGAUUGCGUGCUCCGAACAGAGAAAAGGUCUUCUCUCUACGGUUCUCCGGAUAUUUUUUUUUAGAAAACUUGGAACCACCUUAAAGACCUUUUUGCACCACACAAAGCCGCAGAGCUAUAGAGCCGCAGCACCAGCACCACUCAGUGCUCCCACUCAGUGAUUGUAAAUCCAAAACGUGCUGCCCAAAAGUGAGUGAAGACUAUAAAUGUUGCAACUUUAAAGUCUAUUUUGGCAUCAAAAAAAUUAAAAAUAUCAACACAAACUGAGAUUGAAACCACCAUCGAAUUUUAACGACACCACCGAUCCCGGCAAUCGCCAAAAGCACAGCCGCCCAACAAUUUAUACGGAUUCCCACAUCAGGUAGAUCCACCUGUAAUCCACCCCCCACCACUACUAACCUUUGGAUGGAUCUGAAGCACAGCGCCAGUGGUGCUGUCGAAAGCACUGAAUCCUACAUAGCAACCAGCAAAUCCACAGACAUGAUCACUCCCAAGGAUAAGGAGGAGCAACGGGCCAAGGCAGGUGCAGCUAGUGCUCCAGCUGAAGGCUACAAAGUCUACGCCCGACGCUGGGCGGUGCUCUUUCUCUUUGUGUUCUAUUCAGCCUCGAAUUCCAUGCAGUGGAUACAAUACACCAUCAUCAACAACAUAAUAACACGCUACUACGGCAUCAGCGAAAAGUGGGUGGACUGGACGUCCAUGAUUUAUAUGAUCCUGUAUAUACCACUCAUAUUCCCUGGUAGUUGGUUUUUGGAUAAAGCGGGACUCCGCAUAACCGCCCUGGUCGGAGUGGUGGGCACUUGUGUGGGCGCCUGGAUUAAGGUCUUUUCGGUGGACCCGUCGCUCUUCUACGUGGGCUUCAUUGGCCAGGCGAUCGUGGCUCUGUCCCAGGUGUGCAUCCUUUCGCUACCGGCCCGGCUGGCGGCCGUUUGGUUUGGUCUGGAUCAGGUGUCCUCGGCCACCAGCGUGGGAGUGUUUGGUAACCAGCUGGGCGUAGCCGUCGGCUUUGUGUUGCCACCCAUGCUGGUGCCGAAUUCCCCGGAACUGGAGACAGUGGGCAAUGAUCUAAGGCUGAUGUUCUACAUGGUGGCCGGUCUCACCAGUGUCCUGCUCGUCCUGAUGGUUUUCUUCUUCCAGGACAGGCCACCCACUCCGCCCUCCGCCGCCCAGGAGGCGGCUCAGAUAUUGGAGGCCUCCGAUGCCGAGCAGGUCAGCUUCAUGCACUCAUUGAGGAAUCUGUUGACCAAUAGGAACUUCAUCCUGCUGCUCCUUUCGUACGGCAUCAAUGUGGGUGUGUUCUACGCCAUCUCCACGCUCCUGAAUCCGGUGGUUCUCAAGUAUUAUCCUGGCCACGAGGUGGACGCCGGACGUAUUGGCCUCAGCAUCGUGCUGGCCGGCAUGCUGGGCUCUGUGGUGUCCGGCAUUGUCCUGGAUAAGUCGCACAAGUUCAAGGAAACCACAUUGGCGGUGUAUGCUCUGUCCAUGGUAGGCAUGUGGAUCUUUACCUUUACCUUGGACGCGGGCCACAUCGCGGUUGUCUAUCUCACGGCAUCGCUGCUGGGAUUCUUUAUGACGGGAUACUUGCCAGUGGGCUUUGAGUUCGGGGCCGAGCUUACCUUCCCAGAGCCAGAGGGCACUUCCUCUGGCCUACUGAACGCCUCCGCCCAGACCUUUGGCAUCUGCUUCACGCUCUUCUACUCGGAGCUGUUCUCCGAAUUUGGCGACAUUGCCGCCAACGUAACCAUGGCUAUAAUGCUGAUCGUGGGCACGAUCAUAACGGCCAUCACACAGUCGGAUCUAAGGCGCCAGAACGCCCAGGUGACGGUUAAAGGGGAUGCUGGUAAUCCGUAAAUGUACGGAAGACACACACCUGGAACACUAGUUCAGUCGCCUGGACCUGGGACUGUCUUUUAUGUAUAGUAUUCUGCGCAUAUCGUUUUACUGUUUAAUUUAUUCAAUUGUUUAUUGUACAUUUCGUUGUAGCCUUAAGUGUUGAAUUUUAAAAUGUUCAUUAAAGGUGCAUAGCAAAAGAAA
Messenger RNA from Drosophila ananassae, 2126 nucleotides. Its product is annotated as feline leukemia virus subgroup C receptor-related protein 2. Gene Ontology annotation, molecular function: heme transmembrane transporter activity; heme binding. The coding region runs from base 498 to 1943 and encodes 481 amino acids. Gene Ontology annotation, biological process: heme export; transmembrane transport. Gene Ontology annotation, cellular component: membrane. Lineage: Eukaryota; Metazoa; Arthropoda; Insecta; Diptera; Drosophilidae. The transcript is spliced from 10 exons. The record is from RefSeq and is a predicted model, not a curated record.